ACCACACCCGUACGAUCGCGAAGCCGACCCGACCGACCUGAGCCCAUCCACCCAACCCAGCCCGAGCCGGUUCGUUCUCCCCAAUCCAUCCGCUCCCACUCCCAACCUCGCCGGUCGCAUCCGAACCCCGCCGCGCGCCGCCGGCCCCGCCCGUUCGUCCGAGGUCAGAAGCCAACCGCCGGCGACUGCCGCCCGCCGCAAACCCUCGACGCCCCCCCGGAGAUUUCGCUUCGAUUCCAACUCGAACCCAGCUCGUGAGAGGAGGUUUCUUCAAGGGUUUGGACUCCGAGCCGGGGAUGUACGGACAGGGAGGGGGCUUUAAUCCACACUUCCGUCAUGCCGCACCACCGCCGCUUCCGCCGCUGUCGCAGCAACCGCUGCCGCCGCCGCCGCCGCCUCGACCACAAGCUGGGGUAACGGCUGGCUUCCCCCAGCAGUCGUUACCACCGCCACCGCCGUUGGCGCAGUACCCGCAGCCCCCAGCAAUGCGUCCACCGCCUGGGCAGUACCAGCAUGGCAUGCUGCCACAUCAGAAUCAGGCCUAUCCUUAUGCCCAUCUCGGUCAGAUGCACCACAUGCCAAUGCUCCCACAUCAGAGGGGUUUUGGGCAUAUGCAAAUGCCUGGGCCGCCGCAAGCCAUGUAUCAGCCCCCUCCGCAGUAUCCCAUGCCAGUGCCUCUCCCUCCACCACCACCGCGGCCACCAAGCAUUGCUCCAGAUAACCUCCCACCUCCACCCCCGCCACCAUCUUCUCCCCCUCUAAUGCCUCCGUCACCACCAGCUGCUCCAGCAACUGCAGAGUCAUGUGCAGAGACAGAAGGAAAGGAAGGUGCCCCAGAUGGUGGUCAUGAAGGCAAAAGUGAGAAAGAAGCAACUGAAUUAAUUGUGUCUGAUGACUCGGAUAUGGAUAUGGGUGGAGAUGAGGACUCACCAUCAAGGGUUCAUCUGAGCGUUGUCAAUUCUUCGCCUGCUGCUGCUGAAUGCUCUGGAGAUAAUAAUACUGUUAAUGUGCCAAAGGCUGUUAAUGACAUGUCCAACCUUGGCAGUGAUUUGGCACCUGGCAGCAGUGGGAAGACUAAAACUGGAAAUGUGUCUGUCGAAGCUGGGAGCCAGUUGCAGUUAAUACAACAAGACUAUGCCUCAGAUGAUAGCGAGGAUGAGGAGGAGCAUACUCGUGCUUCCAGCAACCCUGUGCUGCCUGAAGAUAAUGAGCCGAAUCAAUCAAGUGAUACAAACACUGAAAUUGGUCAUCAGCAGGUUACUAAUGCAGAGGAAAAUGUGAAUGCAGCUCCUUGCCUUCAGCAGAAUUAUGAGCCUAGAAUGCAUCAGCAUAAGGAUGAGAGAAGCCCAAUAAAUCACAACUCAGAUGAGCCGGGGCAGCCAGUCACAGAAAGUUUAAGUGGCAGUGAGUCUGCUGGAAGGCAACAUAGUGAAAGGCAUGGGAGGAUCCAGACAAAACGAAUCCGUAGCCAGUCACCUAUAGCAAGGAGGAGCUGUAGCCCUUCCGGAGAGAACAAGCACAGUCCAUCCCAAAGUUCAUCACAUGAAAGGCAAAGCAGGUCACCACUUGCUAAGCGGGCUAAUCUUCAUCAGAGCAAAUCACCACACCAUGUGAGUUUGCUACCAGGACAACCACUAGUUGCAAGUUCAGAACCCCAGAUGCAGUUUCAGCCAAAUGCUAUGGCACCAUCAAAUGAUUUCCUGCAGAAUCAGAUAAGAACCUAUACUGCACCAGAUCUUCCUCAUCCUAGGCCAUUGGAUUUCCAUCCUCAUGCUCCCCAGCCAGUUCUUCCUUCUCAACAGCAGCCUGCUGCCUUCCACAAUGAUGAGUUUAAGAGCCCUUUUUCCCUUGACAAUGCACCAGUUCUUCUUCCAGAUGGACGGCCAGAGUUUUCUGCUGGUGUAGGCCUGUCUUAUUCAAGUCAUCAAUCUUCAUAUAACCAGCAACAGCCUCCUCCUGGCAGUUUGGCUUCGGGAGCUAACAUAGCUUACCCAUCUUUCCAGAUAUUUCCAUCAAAUCUGCCUGGAAGUAGUGACUUGGGUCCUGUACCUAUAUCUGACAUUGUUCUGCCUAAAUCGUCUAUCAAGCCACACUACAACCCAUUUGCAUCUACCUUUGAAACAGAUCCGACUCUUGAUAUUAGUCCUAUUCAAAGUCCAAAUGCUGUUGAGUCUGCUUCAGCAAAAGCAGUAGAGCUCAUGAAUACAACUAGUCCUUUUGGUCAGUCUGUUCCUGGAUCUGGAACUCGUUUCAAUGAAAGUUCUGCAGAAGUUGUGCCCAGUCGGCAGAAACAACCUUGUCCUGGCUUUACUCCUAUGGGUCCCUAUGAUCCACUUCUGGAUAGUAUUGAACCCUCAAGCAAUUCAAUCAACAAGAUGGAUCUUGGUCAAGAGGCGAAUCUGAGUGCCACUGGUAGUCGCAAUGCAUCAAAACUUGUGAACAUAGAAGUGGAGAGUAAAAAUAUGCACGGACUCGGGCUUGUUGCUGAAUCAGAAGUUGUAGAACUUGGAGAGGUGGCAGCAGAUACUGAAACAGGUGUGGUGGAGAAUGUAAGUCCUGAGCCCUUAGGUGCUAAAGACUGGAGCUCAGAUAUUCCUGGUGAUAUCGACAAUGACCAGUCAUUGGAUGUAAGUAAGAAGAGUAAGGACUCCAGAUCAAUGAAGCUUUUUAAGGUUGCUAUUGCAGAUUUCGUUAAAGAAGUUCUUAAGCCAUCAUGGAGGCAGGGAAACAUGAGCAGAGAGGCUUUCAAAAUGAUUGUUAAGAAAACAGUUGAUAAGGUCUCUAGUUCGGUUCCUGGCAAUCAUAUACCGAAAACACCAGCCAAGAUUAGACAGUAUGUCCAGUCUUCCCAAAGGAAAGUGACCAAACUAGUAAUGGGUUAUGUUGACAAGUAUGUGAAGUUAUAGCUGCAUCCUUAAAUUGGACUGGGCCAAUCAGAAGAGACUUCCUUUGCAGUUGUAAAACUUGUGAAGAGUACUGAUUCAGGUGGCAAGCCGUGUAUUGUCUCUAAUGGAACAUCUAUUUGCAUGAGAAAGUCCUUUAGCAAGAAGGUAUUCUUGUAAGUACUGAGGGAACGGCUGUAUUAGAAUCACGUGUUUAAACAUCAGUUCCAUAUUCGGUUAAGUUGCUGCCUAGUCCUGUUCUGUUGGUUGUAAAGCACUUUGUUGAUAUUUCUUUCCCUUUCCACCCAACACAGGGUAAGUGAUAGGCCUGAUAGCAGGAUGAUGUAUUUUUCCUUGAGCUGGUUUCUUUAGAACAUUCAUUUUUGUAUUUUUGUAGUAAUACUUAAGUGUGGACCAAGCCGCCAUGCUUACCUUCA
Messenger RNA from Triticum urartu, 3319 nucleotides. NCBI's taxonomy places the organism in Eukaryota, Viridiplantae, Streptophyta, Magnoliopsida, Poales, Poaceae. The record is from RefSeq and is a predicted model, not a curated record.